Molecule: messenger RNA, 6477 nt
Organism: Macrobrachium nipponense
Lineage: Eukaryota; Metazoa; Arthropoda; Malacostraca; Decapoda; Palaemonidae
Product: E3 ubiquitin-protein ligase RBBP6-like
Exons: 18
Coding region: 363-6101 (1912 amino acids)
Biological process (GO): protein ubiquitination; ubiquitin-dependent protein catabolic process
Cellular component (GO): nucleus
Molecular function (GO): nucleic acid binding; zinc ion binding; ubiquitin protein ligase activity
Source: RefSeq, a predicted model, not a curated record
AUUUGGUAAAAGUGCAGUAUCAAUAUGCUUGUAAAAUAUACUUUAGAAGGUUUCGAACAUCUUUCGUAAAAGAACGUUUUCUGCCGUUCCCUAAUUCGUAAGAAACGAGUCUAUUGUGUUGGCUGCCGCUGCUGCUGUAUUUCGACGCGCGUACGCUACUACGGGCAGCAGCAGCAGCAGCCAGAUAGUCGGCGGCCGCACCGCCUCAGUCAACAGUUCUACACCUCUCAGUAAGGGUGAAAGAUUUAGACCAAGGACGACCGCCAUUUUGUGGCCACUACUAGGACGUUUCCUGCGUUUUGUGUUUUGGUGUGUGUAUUUUGACAUGUGGUGACAAAUUCCUUUCGGAAGAAUCCAUAAGGAUGUCUGUGCAUUACAAAUUCAAGUCUGCUGUGGAGUAUGAUACACUCCCAGUUGAUGGGCUCAACAUAUCAUUAGGAGAUCUAAAAGAAGCCAUCAUACAACAAAAAAGGCUCGGAAAAGGACAACCAUAUGAUUUGCAGAUAACAAAUGCAGAAACAAAAGAAGUUUAUACAGAUGAGAAGACACUGAUUCCCUGUCUUUUUACAGUUUAUACAGAUGAGAAGACACUGAUUCCCAAGAACUCAUCGUUGAUCGUUGCACGUGUGCCAAUCGAUCCUUCACAGAUGAAGCGGCCAUGGGAGAAUAAAGAUGCUACUGCGCUGAUUUUAGCCAACCCAUCAAACCUGAUGAACACUGAAGAUGCAGCAGAAGCCGCAGAAAUAGACAGAAAGAUCAAAGAGGUGACGGAUCUAACGCGAAUGGAAGGUAGCGAACAGGAUAAGAUUAAUGCAAUGGUUGCCCAGUCUACAAUGGAUUACCAUCCUUCAAAAUAUGUAAAGCUCCGUGCUAGCAAAAUGACUGGGAUUGUCCCAAUUGGCUACAAAUGUUACAAAUGCAACAAGGCCGGGCACUGGGUCACAAUGUGUCCACUUAACAAUCAAGAUUUAAGGAAGAGUACAGGGAUUCCAUCAAUGUUCCUCGAAGAGGCAAAAGAUCCAAAUGCCCCUGGUGUUAUGAUCACACAAACAGGCAAAUUAGUUCGUCUGCGGGAUAUGGGAGGUGAUAAUAAUACAGGAAAGCACAUUCCUCCAGCUGAACGACCAGCACCACCAGAUGAGUUAGAAUGCCAGCUGUGCAAGGAAAUUUUAAAAGAUGCUGUACUUAUUCCAUGCUGUGCUGUAGCCUAUUGCGAUGAUUGCAUUCGUAAUCAUCUGCUUGACUCUGAAGAGCAUGUAUGCCCUGCAUGUGGAAAGGAGGGCAUUGGCCCAGAUACACUUAUUCCCAAUAGAUACCUUAGAAUCAAAGUUCAGGAGUUUGAAUGUGGAUGGUUACAACGGGAGAGGAAGGGUGAUGGGUUAAAUGACGGAGGGGAGGCACUUACAUCAUUACCACCUCAUGUACUACAUCCGAAAGUAUCUCCAACACCACCACAUAGUCCUGCUCAUUUCCCUCAAAGCCCAGCAAGAAUCAGAGUGUCUGAUAAGCUCAUGAAAAGCCCAGCUAGUCAGACAGCAGCUAGUCCUGUGUCAGAGAGGAGUCCUUUAAGAGUUAAUGUAGUGGAACCGAUUGAUAAUGGGGAUGCAGAACACAAUGAAAAGCCAGUUGCAGAAAACAAAGAUAUUGCUAACGAAAUUCAUGAUGCUUCAAGUGAGCUUGAAGCUCCAACAGAACAAGAACAAGAAGAACCACAACCAACAGUUGAAGAGAAGGAAAAUAUUGAGAUGAAUGAAGGGGAUACUAGCAUUGAUGAAAAGCAAAAGAAAAUUAGGAAGAAGAAAGGAAAAAGGAAAAGUAGUCGACAUGAUUCUGAGGAAGAAAAAGAGGAGAAAAAGAGAAAGAAGAAAGAAAGGUCACACAAGUCCCAGGACAAAAAAUCCAGCAGUGGAGAGAGAAAAUCAAAACGCCAUGGGGAGGUGCUCAAAGAUGUUGAUUUACCUGAUGACAAAUCGGACAUCUGGGAUUCUACUAAUUUAGAUGACAGUGUAAGUCAUGAAACUGAUGAAGAUAAAAAGCGGCCCCGUUCUAAACUUAUCUUGAAGGAUGUGCCAAGUGAAGCUGUAGUUUCAUCAGAUUGGACUGGAGACAGAGUGGAAAAUCGUGUACCGAACCGUAGCAGAAGUAAUAGUGGAGAAAAGAAUGACAUACCAUUAUAUGAUAAUAUUGUUCCAUUCAAUCCUCAUGUACCACCACCUAAUUUUGUGAAGUCUCCUCCUCAGGGUUAUCAAUACCCUGUAACUUCUACGUAUCCACAAGUACUUCCUCCCGUACCUGUGACAACAGACACUACAUAUUCGCAUUACCAGGUUGGCAUCCCUCCACCAAUACUCUCCAAUCCUCCCUUAAGUUAUUCGAGGACUCAUUCAUCCUAUAAUGAAAGAGAGUUGAUUGCAGAUCCCUUAACUGAAUUUCAAAAGCACAUGCGAGAAAAGGAUGAACGUGAUCGCAAGUGGCGUUACAGCAGAUCUAGAUCACCCUCAAGGUCCCCAAGAUAUAGGAGGGUAAGAUCCAGAUCUCGUCAACGAUCUUGGUCACGUUCACGUUCCCGUUCUAUAUCAAGAUCUCGUGGAGGGUUAUCAGCACGUUCUCCAAGAUCUCAGUCAAGGAGAAGGUGGAGUCGUUCACCUCCACCAAGAAGCCAUACUUAUCGUUCUCGUUCACCUUCAUUUUCUAGGGAACGUUCUAUUUCAAAUCGCUCGUUGUCCCUUAGCAGAACCCCUAGUCCAAGUAGAAGAAUAGGGACUUCACCAUUACAUGUACUUCCUGUACAUCCUCCGGUACAUCCUCCAGUACUUCCUGAUCCACAUAUGUUAGCAAGACCUCCAAUGGACUAUGGAGUGCCAAGGGAUUACAAUAGAUUCCCAAUGGGUUCUAUGGCACAUGAUCAGUACCAACCUCAGCCUCCAUAUCAUACUGCCCCUGGUCAUUGGGAUCAGCAUGUCAGGUAUAAUCAAGGGAGGCCAGACAACUUCAAGCCUAAUUUCAGAGGACGCCGAGGUCGAGGGGGUUUCAGACAAGGAGAGAAUUUUGAUAAUCGCAAUCAAGAUUAUAGGUACCAGGAUUUUAGAUCACAACGUAUGGUGGAUGAUCGACGUGGGGGUAUUCAGGCCGCGGGUUGCUGGGAGAGAGAAAAUAGACCAAGCUUCAAUACUGAAAUUCCAAGAGCUGAUAGAGGUAAUCGACACUUUGAGGGAGAAAGACGACGAUAUGGAGAUGCCACUGAUUGUGAUGAAAGUAGACCCAGAAGACACGAUGAUCAUCAUGCUCAAAAUAUAUACAGUGAUGAAGAAUGGCGUCAUUCAGAUGAGGGUAGAAAAAGAGAGGAUGACUCUGAACGACGUCGAUUUGAAGGUCGAAGAGGAAGAGAGGAGAGGAAAGAUGAUUCUGAUGACUAUGAUGACUUGAAAAGGUCAAGGAAAGAUGCUGAUAGUGGUAAAAGUUAUGAUAGAGGGUACAAGGAUGAUGAUAGAUCUGGUCGACAUGAAAGAGAUAGUAAGCCCAAGAGUGUGUCAAGGAGAGAGAGUCCAAGAGAUGAAGACCUCCAUUACCGUAGCAAAUCAUAUGACUCGCCAGGUAAGAAUCUGAAAAAAUCACCAGUUAGAGAAAGAAGAGAGAAGGAUAAUGAUAGAAGAGAUAGAGAUUAUGAUAGAAGAGAUAGAGAAGUAGACAAAAAGGACAAAGAGGACAAGAGAGACCGUGAAGGUGAUAGCAGGAGAGAUAGAGAUGGUGAUAACAGAAGGGACCGUGAUAGUGACAGACGAGAUUGGGAAAGCGAUAGAAGAGACAGGGAUUCUGAUAAAAGGAGUAAAGAAAAUGAUCGCAGAGAUGACAGGAGAGAACGAGAAAUUGGUAAACAAGAAAGUGACUCAAAAGACUAUGAUAGAAAAGAUAGUUACAAAAGAGAAAAGGACCAAGAUCGAAAGUUACGUGAUGUUGACAGAAAAGAUAAAGAGGGAGAUAGGAGAGGAAGAGAUCUUUCAAAGCGUGACAAGGAUCCUUUGACUAAAGAUAAAAAUGAUAAAAGUGGUGAGGAGAUUAAAAAAGAGAAAUCUUAUGUAACAAGGUGGGAUCAUGGUGAUAUUAAACACAAACCUGACCGGGAUAUUGAAAAGAAAAGCAAGUCGCGAGAAAGGGAUGUGGCCUAUGGCCAUGAAGAGAAAGAACACAAGAGGAAAAGUAGGCGUAAGGAAGAGAAGGAUGAGGGCCAUCAUGGAAAAGAAAAAUGUGACGGAGCCUCAGAGAAUGAUAGCUUAUCAAAGUUAGAAAAGAAGAAGCAAGACAAAAAGAAGAGGAAAAAAGAAAGACGCAGAGCUUCCCAGGCUUCUACUGAGGCUUCACAAGGAGAGAUAUCUGGAGACGAGGGUGAAGACAAAAGAAAGAAGAAAAAACGGGACAAGAAAAGAAAAGCUAAGGGUUUAUCUGCUGAAGAAGGACUAGAGGAUGUUGGGGACAAAGUAGUAAGUGAAAAUAUGUCAGGAAGUGACCCUAAAGAACCAGAUAAUACCGGAUUGUCAGCUUCUUCCGCUGAAAAAGAGUCUGAACCUGCAUUGCAUGAAAGGUCACCUGAUCCCAAACCAAGUGAUGAAAGUCCUACAACACACUUACCUUUGCCUCCUUUAUCUAAAUGGGAGAGAGAUGAAGACCUUACUUUGACACCUAAAGGCAUUUCUGAAAACAAAGCCCCAGAAGAAGAAAAGAAAGUCACAGUUGACAUACUUAAACGUGCAGAAAAUACAAUAUUCUCAGGAAGAGGUUUAGCUUCACGCAAAGUGUUUUUGGAUCCUCAAAAACAGAAAGAGGAUGAAGAGCAAGUCAGAAGUCCAACACCUGAGUGGGAACGAUCAGAACUUCGAGAAGCUAAAAGAAGAGGACCUUCAAUUCAGAUAACUAUAUCCUCAAAAACUGAAUCUCAAAUAGGUAGACCAAGGGGAGGAAGGUACCAGCCAUCUAACCCAGAACAUAAUGACCAAAAGAGAUAUACACUUCGUUCCAGGAGGGGCUCAGAUCUUGAGAAAGGUGAAAAGCAGUCACGCAGCCAAACUCAAGCCUCAGUCAAGUCCCGAAGGAAGAGUGAAAAAGAAAACUCAAAGGAAGAGAAGGAUAAUGAUAAUUACAAUGACAAAGUUGAUGUAAAUAGUGAUUAUAACUCAUCUGAAAAGAAAUUGAAUGAUGAUGUGAGUAGCCCACUGAUGAAGGAUAAUGAAAAUGAUAAUGAAAUGACGAGAGAGCUUGACAGUCCACACAUGUCAGAAGCAAAAACAUCUGAAGUAAAUACCUGUGAUAAUGUAGAUGCUAAGUCUGAAUUUCACGAUAGUGAGGUAAAACCAGAAAAUGUAACUGUACACAAAGGAGUUAAAAGACCCUCUUCAUCAUCAGCAGAUGAACUUGAUGUGAAAAGGGUAAAAGCAGACGGUAAUGGUGAUACAGUACCUUCGGAGAAUAAUGAUUUUGCUCCAGAAAAUAGUUCAAAUGUUAACGAAAAAGACACUCAUGCUCUUUUGGAUUCAGAAUAUCCAAUGCUCGAGGAAAACAUGAAGGAAGAAAUGAUGAAUGUUGAAAUAACAAAUGCUCCAAUAAGGGGGUUGUUAUCUGAUCCCAUGACAACCUUGGAGCAAGAGCUAGAAGAGGGUGAAAUUCCUUCAGAUUUUUCAGGAGAUGAGGUCCCAAAAGAACCAGUGGUAGAUGAUACUCCAUUAGAAUUACGAGGCAUGGUACAAAGUGAAAUGGUGGAGCAGCCUUUAAAGACAGGACAACUCAGGUAUUCCCCUAUUCGUGUCCCUAGUCCAGUGGUGGAAGAAAGUAAAUCUACAGAGGUGCUUAAAGUGAAAGAAAAGACCAAGAAGAGAAAGAAAAGGAAGAGGUCUUCUAGUUCAAGUUCAAGCAAUAGCAGUUCUUCCUCUAGUAGUAGCAGUAGUAGUGAAGAUGAGGAAAUUGUAAAAAAGAAGAAGAAGAAGAAGAAAAAGAAGAAGGCAGCUAUUUUGAGUGAAUCAAGUGAUGGAGAGUCUCAAAGAAAGCACAAGAAAAAGAAGAAAGAUAAAAAGAAAAAGAAGAAGAAGUCAAAGAAGAAGAGUGACAAAUAAACUGGUCUACUAUUGUUAAGUUAAUCAAAAACCAAAGAAGAAAAUGUGUAAAAAGUUCCAUAUUUUUUUUAUAGGAAGUUGUAUAUUGUAAAUGUACAGUAAGUUGUAUAUAUUUAAAAAAUGUUCCCUCUGUUUUAUAGGGAUUUAUAUUCAGAUGUGAUAUAUUUACUUUCAUGAGCCUUCUGGUCUCAGAAGUUUGUGUUGUGGAUUAAUUAGAUUUUUCUAUUGGAUUAAUGUUAUGUCAUUUUGUUUCACCUUCUUGAAUGAGUACUGUGCAUAUUUGAUAUGCUGUAUAUGGUAUGAUACCUUGUAUUUUGUAUAUUUGGUAUGAAAUGUAAAUAUUGUACCUAAUUGUAAUAAAUAUUACUGUUUUGUA